AUGGCCAAAAGAAGACAAAAAAAGAGAACUCAUGCGCAGGUUGUACCUGAGCAGGAAAAAGGUAUUCCAAAAUCAAUGGUCAUUAGAGUCGGACAAACUUCUUUGGCCAACCACUCUUUGAACCAAUUAGUAAAGGAUUUUCGUCAAAUUAUGCAACCACACACAGCUAUAAAACUGAAAGAGCGUAAGUCCAAUAAACUCAAGGAUUUUGUUGUUAUGUGUGGUCCAUUAGGUGUUACUCAUCUCUUUAUGUUCACACAAUCCGAAAAGACAGGUAAUGUUUCUUUGAAGAUAGCAAGAACUCCACAGGGUCCUACUGUGACCUUCCAAGUGAUGGAUUAUUCCCUAGGGAAAGAUAUCAAAAAGUUCUUAAAAAGACCAAAAUCAUUGAAUAAUGAUGACGUACUAAAUCCACCAUUGCUAGUCUUAAACGGGUUUUCCACAUCCAAGAAAUCCGAUGAAGACAAUCAGGAUGUAAACGUAGAGAAGGUCGUUGUUUCCAUGUUUCAAAACAUCUUCCCACCUUUAAAUCCGGCUAGGACUUCAUUAAAUUCUAUCAAACGUGUAUUCAUGAUCAACAAGGACAGAGCAACGGGCGAAAUUUCCAUGCGUCAUUACUUCAUCGAUAUUAGAGAGGUAGAAAUUUCGAGAAACCUGAAAAGACUUUAUAAGGCUAAGAAUAAUUUGAGUAAAACGGUGCCGAAUUUACAUCGAAAAGAUGACAUUUCCUCAUUAAUCUUGGACCACGAUUUGGGUGCCUAUACAUCUGAAUCAGAAAUAGAAGACGACGCUAUUGUGAGAGUGGUUGAUAACCAAGACGUCAAAGCAAAGCAAUCUCAAAACUCGAAACCUCAAAAGAAAUCAGCAGAGACAAAGGAUGCUAAAGAGGAAGGAGAAGAAGAAGACGUAGAAAUGGAGGAGCCCAAACGCCAAGAACCUUCCCAACCAACUCCACGUAAGAAGGCUAUCAARCUUACCGAAUUGGGACCAAGACUAACCUUGAAACUGGUCAAGAUCGAAGAAGGAAUCUGUUCAGGAAAAGUGUUGCAUCACGAAUACGUUCAAAAAUCAAGCGGAGAAAUUAGAGAAUUGGAGAAGAGACAUGCUGCAAAGAUGAGACUCAAGGAACAAAGAAAGAAAGAGCAAGAAGAAAACAUCGCGAAAAAGAAGGCUGUCAAAGAUGCUAAGAAGGAACGUAAGUUGGAAAGAAGAAAAGCUAGGGCUGCAGAAGAGGGCGACGGUGAAAACAAGGCCGAUGCUAUGAGUGAUGACUCAUCUUCGUCCAGCGAAGAUGAACAUUACAGUGAUGUGCCUGAGGAUCUAGAUAGUGAUUUGUUUAGCGAAGUUGAAUAG
Saccharomyces eubayanus is the source of this 1353-nucleotide messenger RNA. RefSeq names its product rRNA-binding ribosome biosynthesis protein (gene SSF2). The record is from RefSeq and is a predicted model, not a curated record. Gene Ontology annotation, biological process: rRNA processing; ribosomal large subunit assembly. Bases 1 to 1353 code for a protein of 450 amino acids. The transcript has a single exon. NCBI's taxonomy places the organism in Eukaryota, Fungi, Ascomycota, Saccharomycetes, Saccharomycetales, Saccharomycetaceae. Gene Ontology annotation, cellular component: preribosome, large subunit precursor. Gene Ontology annotation, molecular function: rRNA binding.